Molecule: messenger RNA, 1311 nt
Organism: Phacochoerus africanus (Common warthog)
Lineage: Eukaryota; Metazoa; Chordata; Mammalia; Artiodactyla; Suidae
Product: zinc finger protein 501-like
Exons: 1
Coding region: 1-1311 (436 amino acids)
Biological process (GO): regulation of transcription by RNA polymerase II
Molecular function (GO): RNA polymerase II cis-regulatory region sequence-specific DNA binding; DNA-binding transcription factor activity
Source: RefSeq, a predicted model, not a curated record
AUGUGUGAAAACUUGAUGUUUAGAAAUGAAGAAAAAAUAUACCAAUAUGAGCAGUUUGAGAACUCAUUAACCAAUGGUUCAUUGUUCUUUAACAAGCAAAUAUUUUCUCCUUAUUCUGAUAUCUCUAAUGUUGAUAAUAAUGAGAGAAUCUUUAUCCAACCAUCUUCCCUCGAUAGGUAUCAGGGUACAAGUCAUGUGGAACAGCCAUACCUGUGUAAUCAAAUGAGUGAGACCUUAAGCACAAGCUGUAUGUUUGAUGAUUACAAGAGUAUUUAUAAUGGAACUGGAGGAUAUCCAUGCAUCGAAACUGGGAGUAUCUUGAACAGAGACUCCAAUCUUAUGAAUCGUCAGAGCACUCAAUCUUUAGAGAACCAUUAUACAAGGAAGAGAGGUAGCAGUGUCCUUUAUCAAAGCCCAAAUCUUAUUAUCCAUGAGAGUAUCUGUACUGGAGAGGAGGAUUACAAAUUUAGUGAAUGUUGUAGAAUUUUUAACCAGUCUUCAAAUCUUACUCAACACCAGAUUAGUCAUACUAGGAAAGAGCAUUACACGUGUAACAUCUGUGGGAAAAUCUUUAAUCAAGUAUUAGAGCUAAAUAGACAUAGGAAAAUCCAUACUGGAGGAAAACCUUACAAAUGUGAAGAAUGUGGCAAAGCCUUUACCUGGUGCUCAAAUCUCACACAGCAUCAGAGAAUUCACACUGGGGAAAAACCAUACACAUGUAAAGUAUGUGGCAAAGCCUUUACAUGGUAUUCAGUUCUCACACAACAUCAGAGAAUUCACACUGGGGAAAAACCCUAUAAAUGUAAAGAAUGUGGCAAAGCCUUUACCCAGUGUUCACAUCUUAUACAACAUCAGAGAAUUCACACUGGGGAAAAGCCAUAUGCAUGUAAAGUAUGUGGUAAAGCCUUUACCUGCUGCUCACAUCUUACACAACAUCAGAGAAUUCACACUGGGGAAAAACCACAUGCAUGUAAAAUAUGUGGCAAAGCAUUUACCCAGUGUUCACAUCUUACACAACAUCAGAGAAUUCACACUGGGGAAAAACCACAUGCAUGUAAAAUAUGUGGCAAAGCAUUUACCCAGUGUUCACAUCUUACACAACAUCAGAGAAUUCACACUGGGGAAAAACCAUACACAUGUAAAGUAUGUGGCAAAGCCUUUACCCAGAGCUCAACUGUUACAGCACAUCAGAGAAUUCAUACUUGUGAGAAACCAUACAAAUGUAAGGUAUGUGGCAAAGCCUUUAACGUGGGCUCAAACCUUAAGCAACAUCAGAAAAUUCAUACUGGGGAAAAAACUAUACAAAUGUGA